Molecule: messenger RNA, 615 nt
Organism: Enterobius vermicularis (human pinworm)
Lineage: Eukaryota; Metazoa; Nematoda; Chromadorea; Rhabditida; Oxyuridae
Source: the annotation of a GenBank genome assembly
UUGUUCACCCAGAUUGUCAUUGCAGCAAUAUCGGCUCAAGCACCUCUCGUUACAGCAAACCGUGGAACUAAUUUAGAAGUGGAAGCACUUGUACUUGUAUGUCAUAAAUGUCUUCUACUCCAGGCCUACUGUCGUGCUUUGGUGAGGCUUGGGGGAGUCACAGAUGGUGGCAAGUGGGUUUGUAACCCUUUUCAUUUGCGAGGACGAAGAGGAUGCCUUAUUUUUUCUUUAGGAGUCAACAACGAAAUAUCUUUUGAUGUUGCUUUUCAAAGAGCAACACUUCAAGCGUGUCACCCUUAUGCUUUCGAUAAGGUAGGUAGAAAAAAAUUAACUGGCCAGCAUUGCCGCUAUAAGUUAUCCAUUAUUUUAGGCAACAAAUUUGAUGUGAUUCCCGCAGCAGUUGAAAACACUAAAAUUUGUCAGAUUCUCGUCGAAGUGCAUGGCAGUGCCACUGAUAAUGUGCGUCUUCUUCAGAUAGAAAUGUCUCGUAAUGGUUACUACCUUCUUUCGUAUGAAAUUAACGGGUAUUCUCUCAACCUUUGCGAGUAUAGCCUUAUUCAUGAAUCUUGUCUUGACGCGUAUGGGGCCGAAGUUUUAGCGAAAUACUUUUCAUAA